AUGCAACCAAACGACAAUCCUCAGUUAUUAAUGCCCAGUCCUCUGGCGCAAUCAUCAAAACGUCACUCACCACAGGACCAGGACCCCUGCGUGGAUAACUCCAAACGUCAACGGCCCAAUAUCGACAAAUCAACCCAAGAGCUUACCUCCAGUGACGUGACUGGAUCCCUGGUGUCCAGUUUCAAAUUGGAUGAAAUCCUCCAUUCGACGAACACAGACAACGUGGAAUUCUCUCAGAGUUCCUUCGACCCUUCUCCACGAGAGCCUGAAGACCCUUAUGACGACCCUUUCGAUGAUCCCGAAUUAGAUCAAUGUCUCGAGAGUCUCAUUGGAUCUAUCCCCACGGGAGGCUCUAGGUCUUCACUGUAUUUGGAUGACACAGACGAAUUCGAUCUGAAACAAUCCGACAAAGAUGCUCUGGAGGAGCUUCUGAAACAGGGUACUUGGCAAGAGCCACCAUCAAGUGUUCUUCGUACAUUGAGUCGAAACUCACAGUCGGCGGACGAGUAUGACCCACAACUGCAGCGUUCCUCGCCGCGCUCUUCUUCGUAUAUACCAGGAUCCAGUAUCGGAUACACCCCGUUGUCAGAAGAAAUAGAUUGGAGGGCGGUUCGAGAGCACACACGCCAGGAACCAAUGCCUGUGUCAACAAUUGGAAUUUCCACUGCAAACAGGAGCAAACUCCCCGAGCAUGAAUCACGAACGGUUGAGCAAAAAACUUGGAUCGGUUCCCAAUCUCGAUCCUCACCGCCCACAAAAACUCAUACUUCCUCUAUAUUCACUGGCCAACUACUGUUAAAGCCUUUCAAAACGUUUUUUGAUCUACAGGAACUUUUAGAUGCUAAAGCACAAAUAUUCCGAAAUCAGUCCGAGAUUAUCUUCGAACUGUUUGCUCGAGUAACCUACUCGAGUCGCGAGAACUUUCACAAGAAGCAGUACUUUCGCUUUCGAAGUCUGCUCAAGGAGUGCCCGCCUUAUCUCAACGGUGCUCUCCUGGGCUAG
This is a messenger RNA of Fusarium poae, 1002 nucleotides long. RefSeq lists its product as uncharacterized. NCBI's taxonomy places the organism in Eukaryota, Fungi, Ascomycota, Sordariomycetes, Hypocreales, Nectriaceae. The record is from RefSeq and is a predicted model, not a curated record. Bases 1 to 1002 code for a protein of 333 amino acids. The transcript has 2 exons.